UCCCUCACGAUACAGACCAAACCAGGGUUCCGCCCGCGGACGCGCACAACUAUCAUCCUCUUCCUCGAGCUCCUCCACCAUUCCUGUCGCUCGAUUCCUCCCAAAAAUUCUCCGCGCCGGAGCACGAUUCCUCCCAAACCUCACCGGGGCGCGCACGGAUUCCGCGCCGGACUGGCCCCUGGCCAUGGCGUAAUUGGGGUUCCCGACCGCGCUGGCGAUGGAGGCGCAGUGGCUCGCCGAGUACCCGCACCAGGCCGCCGACAAGCGGCCGCGCAAGCGGCCCCGGCUCGCAUGGGACGCCACGCCCCAGCUCUUCCCGCCCCCCAAGGCAAUUCCGAUGCUCUAUUGCGGGCAGGAACUAAUCAACGGUAAUUUUACGACUGCGUUCCUGCCGCCGCCACCAAUUUAUUAUGCUGGACCACCGCGGAAUCUGUCGCCCCCUUGGAGGCCGGAUGACAAGGAUGGGCACUAUGUUUUCGCACUUGGCGAGAACCUUACACCAAGAUAUAGGAUACUCAGCAAGAUGGGCGAAGGGACGUUUGGGCAAGUUUUGGAAUGCUGGGACUUGGAAAACCAAGAAGCAGUAGCUAUCAAGAUUGUGCGUUCCCUUCAGAAAUACCGAGAGGCUGCUAUGAUCGAAAUUGAUGUGCUUCAGAGACUUGGGAAGCAUGAUUUUACUGGUAGUCGUUGUGUGCAAAUACGGAAUUGGUUUGACUAUCGUAAUCAUAUAUGUAUAGUAUUUGAGAAGCUUGGGCCAAGCCUAUAUGACUUUCUCCGGAAGAAUAGCUACCGUUCAUUUCCUAUUGAUCUUGUUCGGGAGUUCGCCAGACAAAUAUUAGAGUCUGUUACAUUUAUGCAUGACCUGAGACUUAUUCACACGGAUCUGAAGCCAGAGAACAUUCUCCUUGUUUCACCUGAUACUAUCAGGAUUCAUGAUUAUAAGAUUCCGAUACGCCAAUCCAAGGAUGGUUCUGUUUUCAAGAAUCUUCCAAAAUCUAGUGCUAUCAAGCUUAUUGAUUUUGGAAGCACAACAUUUGAUCAUCAAGAUCACAAUUAUGUCGUGUCAACAAGGCAUUACCGUGCCCCAGAAGUUAUCCUUGGUCUUGGGUGGAAUUAUCCAUGCGAUCUUUGGAGUGUUGGAUGCAUUUUAGUUGAGCUCUGCUCGGGGGAAGCUCUGUUUCAAACACAUGAAAAUUUGGAGCAUCUAGCUAUGAUGGAGAGGGUUCUAGGCCCCAUUCCAAAACACAUGAUGGCCAGAGCUGAUAGACGAGCUGAGAAGUACUUUAGGCGUGGAUUAAGGCUUGACUGGCCAGAGGGGGCAGCCUCACGAGAAAGCAUGAAGGCAGUAUGGAAAUUGCCUCGUCUCCAGAAUCUGGUAAUGCAACAUGUAGACCAUUCUGCUGGGGAUCUAAUAGAUCUUCUUCAGGGGCUUCUUCGGUAUGAUCCUGAUGAGCGCCUUAAGGCACGCCAGGCUCUUCAACACCCUUUCUUUACCAGAAGCCACAGAAGAUGUGGUUACUGAGACUAUACUGAGAUUGAAAUUCUCAAUUCUGUAUUUGUUCCUUUCGAUGUGUAAGAGCUACCGAAAAAAUGGAAAUGUUCUGCAGAAAAUGAAAUAUGCUAACUCGCAUUCUGUUCUGAUGUGAAAGGUAACUGUUGUAUAUAAAAUGAGUUACGACCGUUAAUUUA
Molecule: messenger RNA, 1689 nt
Organism: Lolium perenne
Lineage: Eukaryota; Viridiplantae; Streptophyta; Magnoliopsida; Poales; Poaceae
Product: serine/threonine-protein kinase AFC1
Biological process (GO): protein phosphorylation
Cellular component (GO): nucleus
Molecular function (GO): protein serine/threonine kinase activity; ATP binding
Source: RefSeq, a predicted model, not a curated record